AUGAAUCUUAUGGGAAAGGUAUUCUCUAAAGGAAUUUUUAAAAUUGCAAAAGCGUCAAAUGUGGAAGUCGACACCAUCACCCGCGGAGGAUACACAACUGAGGGAGGAGUGAGAUAUGUAGAAUAUUCACAAUUGGGAAAAUACCAUGAAAAGGAAAAGUGUGCAGAAGGUGAAGAAGAUGUAAUCUCUCUGAUAUGCCUGAGUUGGUACAUAAAACUGUCGACGAUGCAAAGGGUAUCAGUUAACAUGGCUGUGCUGCUAACAUUCAUAUCAGUAAUUUAUAUAUCAUAUCAAACUAUAGAUAAUACAAAGACAAUUUGUUUAAUCGGACUAACUCUGUAUAGUGUCUACUUUUUAUUAUUCGCUGUAUACAUGUUAAGCACAGUGCUGAAAGAUGAAUAUGAUACAUAUAGCACGAUAAAAAGAAACCAAGAGUUGGAAAAGGAAUUGUCUAGUAUAUACACAAAUGAUGGAUUACCUUAUGAUUCCAUUAGUAAUCACGUUAACCAUAUGAAUCAUGCACACAAAAAGGGCGGAAAAAAUAAUAAUAUUUCCACCCUUGAGGAUGGAAAAGUAAAAGGAAAAGGUGAAAUUGGAAAUGCCUGUUACACCACUGGAGUUGAUGAAUCAAUAGAAUCCGAAUUCAAAAACGAGGGAAAAGGUAUCAAUCAGUUUAGCAGAAAAAAUAUAAGAACAGAAAUUCAGCAUCCGAAUAAUGAUGAAAAGGAUAGGAACAUUUCUGUGAAGAACAUUUUCCAUUGUGGUGACAAUGACAUGAAUGAAGGUCUCUAUAAUGCUAACAAUGGGAUGGAUAAUGAUGAUGAACCUAUGGAAGGAUUUGAAAUUUUUUCAUUCGAUAAUGUAGCAAAACCUAUAAAGGAAGGAUCUGAAGGAUUUUUCGCUGUUCAGUACAAUUCGAUAUUUAAAAUUUCGACAGGAUUUACAAUACUUUUACUAUUACUGUACAUAUUUAGAGGAGAUUACAUUAGAUUUCCACAGGAAAAAAGCUCGUUAUCUUCUCCUCCUAGUGAGGAGAAGCAGUUUAUAGUCAUAUCUCCCCUUAUGUAUGGAAUUAUCACUGCCAUUUCAUUUUUAUUCGGUACCAUUUGCAGUUCUAUAGCAGGAUAUAACGGAAUAUAUGUAGCUGUUCGUGCAAAUGUGUUGGUGGCAAAAGCUUCAACAUAUUCGUAUAGCAAAGCACUUAUAACAUGUUUUAGAAGUGGUGCCAUAAGUGCAAUUAUAAAUGUGUCCCUAGCCAUGUUUGGAAUUUGUUCCUUAUUAUUAUUAGUAAAUAUAUUAUAUCCCACACUAGUUUUUACAAAAUAUCCUCUUCUUAUUGUUGGGUAUGGGUUUGGUGCAUCUUUAGUUGCCAUGCUGUAUCAGCUAGCUGGAGGAAUUUACACCAAAGCAGCUGAUAUUGGUGCUGAUUUGGUGGGGAAAAUUGAAAAGCAUAUUCCAGAAGAUGAUGCUAGAAACCCUGCAGUGAUUGCUGAUUUGGUUGGAGAUAAUGUUGGUGAUUGCGCAGGCCAGUGUGCAGAUUUAUUUGAAUCCAUUUCGGCUGAAAUUAUUGCAUCUAUGAUUUUAGGAGGUUCUUUAUGCGAAAAUGGAAUCAUUUCAGAGAAAAACUCCAGCUAUUUUGUUCUUUUCCCCUUAUUUGUGCAUUCGAUGGAUCUAUUUGUCUCCACCAUCGGAAUUUUUCUUGUGCACACAAAAAGCGAUAACCAGUUCGAAGUAAGAAUGAAGCAAAGUAAAGGAAAAUCCCACUGUGCCCAGGCGGAUGAGAUAAUGCAUCAUACUAGUGAGUUAUAUAAAAGUUCAAAGCAUAUGGAUCCAAAUUUAAGAAACACAUGCAGGAGGGGGGACACAUCGCUGUCACCCAAGUACGCUUCCUACGACGACGAUGGCCCAGAUGUAGAUACCUCUGCAUUUGCAGAUGUAUGUGUAAAUGACUGUGAUGACGAGGCUGGAAUAGUCCGAGUGUACAACCUGGAGAAUCCGCUGAAGGUUAUGCUGAGAGCAUACUUUUUCACAUGUGUGCUUGCCAUGGCUGGUUUUUUUUUUCUUUGUAAAAUACUUUUUUCCUUUAAGAAAGACACAGAAGAAGAUUCAUCAUGGAUUUACCUCUCCCUGUGUGGGUUGAUAGGAAUGAUAUGUUCAUACUUAUUUGUUAUUUUAACGAGAUAUUAUACAGAUUAUUCGUACCCAAAAGUAAAAAAAAUAGCAGAGGCCUCCUUGAGUGGCCCAGCUACAAACAUAAUAACAGGUUUGUAUGUGGGAUUAGAAUCUACCUUCCUUCCUACCAUUGUUAUAUCUGUUUCUUUAUUAGCAUCGUAUCACUUAGGAUUAGUAAGUAACAUGACAGGAGAUAGAAGUAUGAUAAAUGGACUUUAUGGAACAUCUGUUGCGACUAUGGGUAUGUUAUCUACUGCUGUUUUUAUUUUAAGCAUGUCUAAUUUUGGGCCUAUAGCUGACAAUGCAGGAGGAAUUGUUGAAAUGUCUAAACAGCCAAAACAUGUUCGUUUCAUAACAGAUAAAUUAGAUGCUGUUGGAAAUGUAACUAAAGCAAAUACGAAAGGAUUUAGUGUUGGUUCUGCUGCACUUGCAUGUUUCUUACUUUUUUCAGCAUUCUUGAGUGAAGUAUCUAUUCAUGCUAAAACUCCUUUUACAACAGUUGAUAUUGCAAUGCCAGAAGUAUUCAUUGGUGGUAUUCUAGGAUCUGUUGUUGUGUUCCUUUUUGCUGGUUGGUCUUUAGAUGCAGUUGGGAAUACUGCUGAAGAAGUUUUGAAAGAAGUUAGAAGACAAUUUAAUGAACAUCCUGGUAUUCUGACGUAUAAAGAAAAACCAGAUUAUCACACAUGUGUAGCUAUAAUAAGUAAAAAGGCACUAAUAGAAACGAUAAAACCGGGACUACUUGGAUUGUUUGCACCCAUCAUUGUUGGAUUCCUUUUUAAACAAAUAGGAACACUGCAAAAUAAUAAAUUGUUAGGGGCUCAAGUCCUUGCUUCUUUCAUAAUGUUUUCCACAUCUACUGGAAUACUAAUGGCUCUAUUUAUGAAUAAUGCAGGAGGAGCUUGGGAUAAUGCAAAAAAGUAUAUAGAAUCCGGUUUUUAUGGUGGAAAGAACAGUCCUGCUCAUGUUUCUAGUGUUAUUGGAGACACUGUAGGAGAUCCUUGUAAAGAUACUGCAGGUCCUUCCAUCCAUGUGCUCAUCAAGUUGAUAUCAACAAUUACGAUGGUGAUGACCCCCCUAAUCGCCUCAACCGCGGGAACGUAG
Molecule: messenger RNA, 3273 nt
Organism: Plasmodium gonderi
Lineage: Eukaryota; Apicomplexa; Aconoidasida; Haemosporida; Plasmodiidae
Product: vacuolar-type H+ pumping pyrophosphatase
Exons: 2
Coding region: 1-3273 (1090 amino acids)
Biological process (GO): proton transmembrane transport
Cellular component (GO): membrane
Molecular function (GO): diphosphate hydrolysis-driven proton transmembrane transporter activity; inorganic diphosphate phosphatase activity
Source: RefSeq, a predicted model, not a curated record